Molecule: messenger RNA, 390 nt
Organism: Jaculus jaculus (lesser Egyptian jerboa)
Lineage: Eukaryota; Metazoa; Chordata; Mammalia; Rodentia; Dipodidae
Product: BBSome-interacting protein 1-like
Exons: 1
Coding region: 160-363 (67 amino acids)
Biological process (GO): receptor localization to non-motile cilium; cilium assembly
Cellular component (GO): BBSome
Source: RefSeq, a predicted model, not a curated record
GGUCUGCGCCCCCAGGGUGCUCUCUGCACCCAAGUUGCCCAGAGAGUUCCUUGUAGGUUUGAGUCAAGAUCUCAGUCAUCCUGAUAAUUCCAAGUUGGAUUCUAAACGCUGCAAGAAAAAGAAUUUUCAGGAAAAAGUGCUAUAUCCAACAGUCUACAUAUGGCAAAAGUGAGGUCAAUGUUCCGGGAAGUUCUUCUAAAACAAGGGCAGUUGUCUGUGGAAGAUGUAACCACAAUGGUGAUGUGUAAACCCAAACUUUUACCCUUAAAAUCUUUGACUCUGGCAAAACUGGAGAACAUGCAGCAAGCAGCACAAGACACAGUUCGCCAACAGGAAAUGGCAGAAAAAGAAAAUGGCAAAUAACUCACUGACACCUUAGGAAACACCUAC